AUGGCGCACGCAUCUGGGUUCUGCCCGCCGCCGUCAUACACCCCGGGUGCGUCCCAGUGCGCCCCCUUCUUCCUGGGCUUCGGCGGCGACUUCUGCGACCCGUCGUUCUCCGACUACUACGACUACCAGGAGUACGCCCCAUCGAGCCCUUCGCCGCUCGCCAGCUCCAAGGACUACUACACUCCAUCGAGCCCUGACUACAGUCCGGCGAGCCCCGACUACAGUCCGGCGAGCCCGGAUUACACUCCCGCGAGCCCCGACUACACACCGGCGAGCCCGGACUACACUCCGGAGAGCCCCGACUACACUCCAUCAAGCCCAGACUACACUCCGGCGAGCCCUGACUACAAUCCAUCAAGCCCAGACUACACUCCGGCGAGCCCUUCACCGUCGCUGGUGUACACUUCGUCAAGCCCUGUUCGGCUCGCUUUCAUGAUGCCGUCUCCUCCGUCAGAGCACGCUGGUACAUCACCUUACUAUACUCCGUUGAGUCCUCCCGGUCCCGGGCACGCUUCUUCGCCGGAUUACACGCCCAGCACGCCGCCUCCGUCGCCCCUGGUGGUGUCUGACGCCGAGUCGUGCGCGUCGCCGUAUUACACACCGUCAACUCCUUCCAGGAGCGCCGAGUCGCCGGACUACAUGCCCAGCACGCCGCCUCCAUCGCCCCUGGCGUCAGAAGCAGAGUCGACCACGUCUACAGCGUGCUGCCGCCACCAUCCGUACCAGAGGAGCGGCGCCGGCCGGAUCAACCGCGGCGGACGUCAGCGAGCCUUGGCAUAUUGA
This is a messenger RNA of Triticum turgidum subsp. durum (durum wheat), 783 nucleotides long. Lineage: Eukaryota; Viridiplantae; Streptophyta; Magnoliopsida; Poales; Poaceae. The record is from the annotation of a GenBank genome assembly.